AUAGCUUCUCAGACAUAAUUAUUUCCAUAGGACAAAAACAAAUUUAAAUCUUAUUCUUGUCCAGCCGAGGAAAUGAAAACCCGUAAUUCUCAGCCACAAAAAUCAUGGAUUCUUAUCGUUUCAAUCCUCGGCCUAGUAAUCGCCGGUCUAAUCUUAUCAACUUUUAUCCGAUCAGGAACCUCCGACAUGGCAUUUCUCUGCUCAUUAGCCAGCUCAAAAGCUCGCGCCACGGCGGAAUACGCCGAGACUCCGAUCCAACUGCAAGCAAUACUCCACUACGCUACUUCACCGAUAACGCCGCAGCAAUCUCACGGCGAAAUCUCCGUCACCUUUGACGUGUUAAAAGCCCAUUUAGGUUCCUGUAAUUUCUUGGUUUUCGGUUUAGGUCACGAUUCUUUAAUGUGGAACUCUUUUAAUCCACACGGCACCACCAUUUUUCUUGAAGAAGAUCCGAAGUGGAUCCAAACUGUUCUUAAAACGUCCCCUACACUAAACGCUCACGCCGUUCAGUACCGGACUCAGCUGCAAGAAGCUGAUAAAUUACUCGCCGGUUACCGGAGUGAGCCGUCUUGUUUGCCGAGUAAAGCUUAUAUACGAGGAAACUACGACUGUAAACUCGCGUUGACUGGCUUACCUGACGAGGUUUAUGAGAAAGAGUGGGAUCUGAUCAUGAUCGAUGCGCCGCGUGGAUACUUCGCCGAGGCUCCUGGGAGAAUGGCGGCGAUUUUCUCGGCGGCGGUUAUGGCCAGAGCGAGGAAGGGAUCCGGUGUUACGCAUGUAUUUUUGCAUGAUGUGGAUAGGAAAGUUGAGAAGGUUUAUGCGGAGGAGUUUUUGUGUCGGAAAUAUUUGGUUAAGAGCGUCGGUCGGUUGUGGCAUUUUGAGCUGCCUCCGGCGGCUGCUAAUAACUCCGAUGAGUCGUUUUGCUAAAAUGCGCCUCCGGUGAUUAAUGCGUUUGUUAUUUUUCUUGAUGUGUUGUUUAAUUACUAUUCAUUAUUAUUACUACUAUUAUGUAUAGGUUUAGAUUUUUGAAAAUAUUUAUUUUAAAUGAAAA
Mercurialis annua (annual mercury) is the source of this 1051-nucleotide messenger RNA. RefSeq names its product probable methyltransferase At1g27930. Bases 73 to 927 code for a protein of 284 amino acids. The record is from RefSeq and is a predicted model, not a curated record. The transcript has a single exon. NCBI's taxonomy places the organism in Eukaryota, Viridiplantae, Streptophyta, Magnoliopsida, Malpighiales, Euphorbiaceae. Gene Ontology annotation, biological process: xylan biosynthetic process.